GAAGUCCAAACUCCAAGAACAAAAGGGCAGGAAGGAAACAUAACUGUCAAAAUGGCAGUUUGCACACAUUCCCACAACGCAGAAACUUUAACCCCCUAUUAAUAACCCUUUAUCGUCAAAAUUUUGGUACCAGUACCCUCUUUUUUUAGUGCCCCUUCCCCAUUUAAGCUAGGUAGAUCUUGUUUUCUGAGCCAUGGCAACGGAUUUAGAUAGACCAUAUGGCUGCACAGCGAAGCCUUCAAGCCUGUUGAAUUCCAUCUUCAUGUCCAUAGUUAACAUGGCAGGAAAGAUGCUUGUCUCAACUUCAAGCUCAAAAGCUGAGAACACAGAGAAGUGGAAGCUAACAGAUCACUUGAGGUUCAUGGUUAUGCUAAUAAGUUGGCUGAUGUUGUGGGUUCUUAGGUUUUUUAUGGACCUCUUCUCCUGCUCUAUGAUUUCCCCUCCGGACUAUCACCUCGGUGGCUCGUCAACCGUCAGGCGAUUCCAGCUAUCACCAUAUUCAUCAUCAGCAACAGGAGAAGCAUUGCCAUCUUCUGGUUCAUCAUUGGAUUUGAUCCUUCGCAACAGGGUCGAUGUUGAUGGACUAGCUGUUAAAGCCCUAGUCAAAGCACUAACUCAUGUUUUGGCCUUGUUGAAUGAGAUACCAGCUUCAUCAAGAAAAUACCAAUACACAAUGGCGAUGGCUGACCAGAUCAUGGAAGAUAAUGCAAGGCACGGUCACUCAGCGCUUCUCCAUGUUAACCGUUUGGCUCUCGCUUCGUCUUUUACACGUAUUUCCGCCCUGUUAUACCGAUGCCUCCAAGUCCAAACCUCGCCAUCGGGAGACUAUGGUGACUCAUGGCACUUGCGAGCUAUCAAGGCAAUCCCUUUCGGCUCCUGCAUAGCAUCAUACAUGAAGGCCAUCACCAUGUGCUUGAAUGCCGCAUUUUCCUGGUUCGACACCGCCACAACGCGUUUCCAGAGGAGGGAUUACAAUGUAGAGCCGGACAUGAUGGCUGAGAAGUUGGCACAAGAGUUGCUUUGGGUAACCAACAAGCUUAGGUGUUAUGGGGGUUUUAACGAAGCUUUAGUUCAAUGGAGUUUGGCUUCUGGUUUGGCUUCUCUAUCUCUCAAUGCUAGUCCCAGAGUUCAAGGCUCCGUUGUUAAAAUCUCAGCCUUUCUAUUUAGGGAGCUGACUCGAAAAGACCUGGAAAUUCCGAGGCAAGUGAAGUUCCGGUUGCUGGUGCUAUGGACUCCAUUGUUUUGCCAUGCUAGCAAUGGCCAUGCAUAUCCUAUCCUAACGAGUUUUCAAAAGGCAGAGAUAGAGAGAGCAAUGGACGAAGUAAUAUCCAAUUUCCCAGCAAUGGAGCAAGAACUUAUCCUCACCACUUGGCUUGAAAACUAUGCCGUAUCUGUCUCCGAUUGGCCUAAUCUCGGAUUAGCAUACGAUCGGUGGUGCCAAUCUACUCGAGAAAUGGUUCACCAUUAAUAUAACUGCACUGUCAACUUUAUUGUUUCCUAGUAGCUUUCCUUGUUCUUUUAACUUAAUAGUUCAAUAGUACCAAGCUAUCUCAUGCUAUCCCGCCAGGGAUUUCCUUUUUUUGUCUCUUUGUUAAUGGACAGGCUCGAGAUAUGUAGUCAAGAUUAUUGAAGACCGGCCACAGAACCUAAACUGAUUUUUCCUUCUUCUUUUUU
This is a messenger RNA of Gossypium raimondii (Peruvian cotton), 1674 nucleotides long. RefSeq lists its product as uncharacterized. The transcript has 3 exons. The record is from RefSeq and is a predicted model, not a curated record. Bases 194 to 1468 code for a protein of 424 amino acids. NCBI's taxonomy places the organism in Eukaryota, Viridiplantae, Streptophyta, Magnoliopsida, Malvales, Malvaceae.